Molecule: messenger RNA, 1016 nt
Organism: Phyllostomus hastatus (greater spear-nosed bat)
Lineage: Eukaryota; Metazoa; Chordata; Mammalia; Chiroptera; Phyllostomidae
Product: olfactory receptor 476-like
Exons: 2
Coding region: 42-1016 (324 amino acids)
Biological process (GO): G protein-coupled receptor signaling pathway; sensory perception of smell
Cellular component (GO): membrane
Molecular function (GO): olfactory receptor activity; odorant binding; G protein-coupled receptor activity
Source: RefSeq, a predicted model, not a curated record
CGGAAAGAGACACCUGCAAGAGGACUCCAAAACCAAGGCUCAUGGAUGGACGGUCUCUGCUCAACCACACUGACAUGUGCACCACAAUUGAGAACUGCACCCAGGUCACCUGGUUCCUCCUGCUGGGGCUCACAGACCAGGAAGGGCUCAAGGGCACCCUCUUCGUACUCUUCUUGUUCAUUUACUCAGUCACCCUCGUGGGCAACCUGGGCAUGAUUAUCCUGAUCCACAUGGAGCCACAGCUCCACACGCCCAUGUACUUCUUCCUGAGCAUUCUCUCCUUCAUAGACGCCUCUUUAUCCACCACAGACACCCCCAGACUGCUGGAGAACUUCAUCACCUCAGGCCAGUCCAUCUCCUUUGCUGGCUGUGUGGUCCAAAUGGCCCUCAUGCUUCUCCAAGGUACUGCUGAGUGUUUGCUCCUGGCCAUCAUGGCCUAUGAUCGAUUCGUCGCCAUCUGCCACCCUCUCCUCUACCACUCCAUCAUGUCCUAUCGUCUGCGUGUCCAGCUGGUGGCAGCCACCUAUACAGCUUCUGCUGCCAAUUCAGCUUUGCUAACUGGGUAUGUCUUCAACCUGCCCUACUGUGGCCCCAACGUCAUUAAUCACUAUUUCUGUGACAUCCCCGCUGUGCUUCAACUUGCCUGUGCAGACACUGCUGAGGUUGAAGCCAUCAUCUCCUCAUCUUCUGCCCUGAUUUUCUUCUUUACCGUCACAAUCAUCCUGGUCUCCUAUGCCUACAUCCUGGCGACUAUCUGCAGAAUGCAUUCCCUAGAGGCUCAGAGCAAAGCGCUCUCCACCUGCACCUCCCACCUCACCAUCAUCUGCCUUUUGUAUGGCACACUCAUCUUCAUGUAUACUCAGCCGAGCUCACGCAAUUCCCUGGAACAGAACAAGGUUGUGUCUGUCUUCUACAGUGUGAUCAUCCCUAUGCUGAACCCUCUGAUCUACAGCCUGAGAAAUAAAGAUGUGAAGUCUGCUUUUAAAAGGAGAUACCUUGGCAAGCUACCUUCUUAA